Molecule: messenger RNA, 658 nt
Organism: Paramecium octaurelia
Lineage: Eukaryota; Ciliophora; Oligohymenophorea; Peniculida; Parameciidae
Source: the annotation of a GenBank genome assembly
AAACUAUUCAUUCAAUAUACAAAAUAUGAAAAAGUAUACUGAAAAGGAGUUUGAAGAGAAAGUAGAGAUUGCAGUCGAUAAAGUACUUUAAUUUAUGUAGAAUUUAGUAUUUAAGCAAGAAAGCUCAACAAUAACAAUAAAAAGGGUACUUUCAUCAUCAUAAUGAAUGUAUCAUUGAUAAAUUGGUUGAGAAGGAGAAGUUGAUGACAAGCAUAGCUAACAUCUUUACAGAAGUGGCUAAGAUCACUUGCAAUGAAUUGGUUGAGCCCAUUAAAUAAUAGAUUGAUCAAUUAGAAUCGGAUUUGGCUAAGAUCAAAGAACUAGUCAUCAAAAGUUUUAAUCAAGUAAAUAUAACGCUUACAAUCAGUUUACUCCAGUAAUGAGGAGUGUAGGAGUACCAGAAAAAGUAAUUGAAAAUGGCAAAUAGAUAGAAACAGAAGAAAUUGAUAGAGUGAGAAAAAAAUUACAGAAUCAUGACAAUAUGAUCAGUUUAUUGAUGGAUACAUAGUAAGAUUAUAUCCAUAUCAUUUUGAGCCCAAUUGAAAUAGACAUUGUAGAUAUUUAAUACUUCUGAUGACAUUUAAGCGAGUAUAAUAAGUUAUUGAUAUUUAUUAGAAUUACUAUCGCAAUUUGAUGACAAAAUAUAUUAACUCAAAUA